GAUAAGAAAGACUACAGAGACGCGGUAAAUUAAUGUACAAGCAUAGAGCACCUGCGGGAAUCUUUAAUUAUUUAAAUCCACAGCAAACGCCUGCCUUUACCAAGUUUAGACAAAUUCACUGAUAUUUUAUAAAGAUGGUUCUUGGUGCAUUAGUUGGUGCAGUUCUCUCCUGUGUAGUUGGAGCAAUAUGGUAUCAUCCAGUAUUCCUUGGUAAUCUAUGGAUGAAAGGUGCUCAUCCUGGAAAAUCUGCUAAACAAAUUGGACAAGGAUCAGCUCAUGCCAUGUACAUCUCAAUUCUCAGCAGUAUCUCACUGUCAUUAUUACUGCAUUUCAUUAUAGUCAAUACGUUGAAUGUUCAAUCAUUAGCAGAAGCAGCAUCAAUUGGUGUUGGUCUUGCCUGUCUACUGGUAUUGGCAGAUGUUUCACAUUGCGCCUUUGGUAAAAGAUGUUUUGUAGCAUUUCUCAUAGAUCAUGCCUAUGAUGCUGUAGUUCUUGCCUUGACAGCAGUUGGCAUCUUCUACUUCAACAAACAUGGUAUUGAUAUUCCUCCAGUUGCAGAAUUAAAAGACACCGUCCUCAAGAAGACAGGUCUUUAAUUCAUGUUUUUUACUUGGAAUCAGUUGAUGCCUUUUAAUACCUCUCAGUGUUUAUUCUAUUUCAUACCAAUUAUGAUAUCUGUAGGUUCAUUAGUGUUUUUCAUUUGUUAUGUUAAUUGAUCUUUAAUUUA
Molecule: messenger RNA, 727 nt
Organism: Lottia gigantea (owl limpet)
Lineage: Eukaryota; Metazoa; Mollusca; Gastropoda; Lottiidae
Exons: 3
Coding region: 135-596 (153 amino acids)
Source: RefSeq, a predicted model, not a curated record